Carassius gibelio (silver crucian carp) is the source of this 2418-nucleotide messenger RNA. Its product is annotated as inositol polyphosphate 1-phosphatase. Gene Ontology annotation, molecular function: inositol-1,4-bisphosphate 1-phosphatase activity. Gene Ontology annotation, biological process: phosphatidylinositol phosphate biosynthetic process. The transcript has 6 exons. The coding region runs from base 241 to 1395 and encodes 384 amino acids. NCBI's taxonomy places the organism in Eukaryota, Metazoa, Chordata, Actinopteri, Cypriniformes, Cyprinidae. The record is from RefSeq and is a predicted model, not a curated record.
AAACUCCUCCUCCUACUUUGACGCAAUGAAAUGCUCUCAUUUCCGAGGCGUUUCCAUUACUUAAAUAAUCUGCGUUAAAAUCUACAUUUUGAUUAAAAUACGCUGUCGUCACGCAGCAGAGAUGAAGUGUGCGCGCGCUUUCAGACGGAGGAUCAGUACUGCACUGUGAGUGUGACAUACAGGAAGCGCUCCACUUCAGCUCAAGGACACCUACCACUGCUGCACUGCAGAUUCAUUGCAAUGGUCUCAGGUAUGGCGGAGUUGCUGCGGUUGCUCCUGAGCGUGGCAGAAAAAGCUGCCAAUGUGGCACGGGUCUGUCGACAGGAAGAAGCACUUUUUGAACUUUUGGUACAGGAAAAGACAGGAGUUGACAAAAACAAGAAAUUUGUCCAAGACUUUAAGACGCUUGCUGAUGUGUUGAUACAGGAAAUGAUUCGCCAUGAUGUUUGUGCCCAGUUUCCAGAGCUGACUGGCUUUAUUCAAGGAGAGGAGUCAAACAAGUUUGAGAAUGGACUUGGGGAGAGCGUAACUGUGACUGUGUGUGCUCAAGAAGAGGACACGACUGCUCUGUUGGCUAAAGUUCUGGAUGGUGAUCAACACGCUGCGUCCCUCCUGACCACGGUGAUCCACCAGGACCUUCAGAUUAGAGACGAGACGGCUGAAUCUCUGCAGCUGUCCAUCAGCCCAGCCGAUGUGGGCAUCUGGAUCGAUCCCAUCGAUGGUACAAGUCAGUACAUUGAAGGGAAGGAGGAAGAGGAGCCAGAUGAAGGCUUUUGUCAGUCUGGACUCCCAUGUGCUCUGGUUCUGAUUGGGGUUUACUUACGAUCCACUGGUCAACCGGUCAUGGGUGUCAUAAACCAGCCGUUCAACCACAAAGACUCCACGGGUGAAGGAUGGAAAGGCAGGCAUGUCUGGGGUGUUUCGUACGGAGAUGUGAACGUUUGCUCUGUCACCCAGCGCAGGCCGCUCUGUCCUCAAACCAAAGAUCAUUUGUCGGUGCUGCUGAGCUCCAGCGAGAGGCCGGCUGUGAGGGACGCUCUAGCAUCUGUCUCCAGCGGCUCGCUGAUGUACGCGUCCGGUGCGGGAUACAAGAUCCUGUGUGUGGUGCAAGGUCUGGUGGAUGUGUAUGUGCUCUCCGAGGCCAGCACGUUCAAGUGGGACUCGUGCGCUCCUCAUGCACUUCUGCGGGCGCUGGGCGGGGGCGUCUCAGACCUGAGCGAGUGCCUGCGUGCCCACCUCGACGGAAACCAGGGACACGCAGCUGAGCUGACCUACCAUCAACCUCACACCGAGAGUCAGGGUGUGGACAGAUGGGCCAACCGAGGAGGAAUAAUCGCAUAUUUGGACUCCAGCGUCAUUCAUAAAGUCGUGGCAGCACUUGCUGGAAAGAUAUGAUACAAGUAUUAUGAUACUGAAAGGCAAGAGCUUAGUGUACUGUAUGUUUGUAUUGUUAUGCUUAAUCUCUUGUUCUUAAUGAUGCUAUUUUAUGGUAAGAUUUCAUGGCGUAUUCAAGUAUUAAUUUAAGGCUAUAGCUUUUCUGGAGAAAAUAUAUAUGAUAGUACUUAUCUACAAUGUAUGUAUCAGUAAGUUUUAUUUUUUGGAAUAAGUUGAUUCUAUUUUCAAGACAAAAAGGAAACGGUUUUGUCUUAUUCUCAUGGUAAUGGUGUGUAAAUGUUUCCGAUCAUGUCAUGUUUUGAAGUUUACACAUUCAGGCCCUUUUGUGGUGUAUUUUCUUUUACUUUUAUCUGUCCCCUUAUAUUUGGGGGAAAUUAGUUUCGUAACAGUCUCUGCUUUUAGACACCACCAGUCAAAAGGUUUUUAGUUUUUUUUUUUUUCAAAAACAUAAAAAAAAAGGCCACAAUUAUUCUUAAAUAUUAACUGUGAACCGUGUAUGGCACAAAGAAAAGCAGAUGUGCAGCUUUGAUGUCUUUACAUACAGCAACCCUUGUUCAUUUUAUGGCUCAUCAUAUCCUCAUUUACCGAAAUAUUAAAUAAUGAAGACUUUCUAUUUGAAGAAACACAAAUCAUUGUUUUGUUGUUGCAACGGAAAAACUUUGAGAAUUAAGAGAAUUAUUGGGAAAGUGUGUUAAAGAGCACAGAGAGGACCAUGGAUGCCCUCUUAUGUGCAGAAGAGUGAAUUUAUUGCAAAUACUGGAUAAGUUUACCAUCAAUAAAACCUCUUUGGAAAAGGGGCAUAGUUCUGUAAUGCUUGAAAAAUAUCCACUAUAAUGUUCUCACGAAAGGUGACGGAAAUCAAAAUGUGAAAAGAGGUUGCAGAAGUUAUAUAAAUGUUAAUUUGACAGCUAUUUACGGUCCUAAAUGUUAAUGGUACAAUAGCAAAAAUCUUUUUUUUUUUUUAACAUGUUGGUGUUUUAUCUUUCACUUGCAUUGAGUAAAUAAAGCUAGAUAAAGCAAAAA